This is a messenger RNA of Acanthosepion pharaonis, 804 nucleotides long. The record is from the annotation of a GenBank genome assembly. NCBI's taxonomy places the organism in Eukaryota, Metazoa, Mollusca, Cephalopoda, Sepiida, Sepiidae.
AUGGAUAAAUAUUCGAUACCUGUGUCUCUGUCUGCUGAUGAGAAAAAAGUCAGCCAAAUUUUCAGUGACAUAGAAAAAUCCAGGCUUUCAUGCCCGCAAGUUUGUUCUUCCUUGAUCGCCGGAAAAGAAGCUAAUUUCAUUCAGUGCCCAAAAGCUGACGAUGAAAAUAAUCCCACUGCAUUAACCAGUUCGACUCAAAACUGUUCACAGUUCCUGAAGUAUCGCGGUUAUAUACUACGGAGUAUGACCAAAGAAGAAGAACAGUUUCCUGUGGCGUUCAGCAUCCUCGUCUACUGCUGUCCUCAUCAGGUAGAGGCACUUCUUCGUGCUAUCUACAGACCGCAGAAUUAUUACUGCAUCCAUAUCGAUUCGAAAAGUUCCGGAACGUUUAAGAAAUGCAUGCGUUCCUUGGCUGACUGUUUGCCGAACGUUUUCAUUGCCACAAAAAUGGAAAAGGUCAAGUGGGGUAACUUUGGGGUGGUUGCCGCUGAACUAUCGUGUCCUCUGUCGUCAAUAAACGCCGUCCCUUUUCUUUCCCGCUAUAAAAUUUGGUCUGAUGAUGUCAACGGGAUAUGCGGUGGAUAUUAUCGGCGUGGAGUUUGUGUUUUCGGCCCGGAUGACCUUCCUCGACUGGUCAAUAGGUUCGAACUAUUUGCUAACAAAUUCACCGGCAAUAAUCCAGAUAACGUCAUUACACGACGUUGUCUCGACGAAUGGCUUUUCAACCGAACAAGAAACGAAUAUCUCCGGCGCUACACAUUCGAUUUGCGACCGUAUCAUUCUUUACCACAAGUGUAUCCAUAA